AACCGCACUGCCAACCACUCCCGUCGGAAUCAACAGAUCCGGCCUCCCGCCGCCCCAUGCCGUCGCCCUCCGCCCCGGCGAGCCGCCACCUGCGCCUCUGGUGGCGCCGCCGCGGCCGGGGCGGAGCCGUCGCGGCCACCUUCGCCGUCGCGCUCCUCGCCGCGGCGCUCCUCCUCUCGCUCUCCUACUAUGCCUCCCUGCCCUUCGCGCCCGCCUCCGGCCCCCGCUCCUCUGCCCUCGUCGGCCUCACGCUCCUCCGCCACGCCGAGGAGAAGGGCGCGCUGUGCUUGGACGGGAGCGCGCCAGGGUACCAUCUGCAGAGGGGGUCAGGGGCUGGAUCUCAGAGCUGGCUCAUCCACUUGGAGGGUGGUGGGUGGUGCCGAAAUUUGAAGUCGUGUGCUUCACGCCAGAAAUCUAUCUUGGGUUCUUCCCACUACAUGGAAAGUCAGGUUGAAUUUGCUGGGAUGUUAAGCGGUGAUGUAGAUCAAAAUCCAGAUUUUUACCACUGGAACAAAGUGAAGAUAAGGUAUUGCGACGGGGCAUCAUUUUCUGGGAAUGUCAAAGACGAGCUUCAGAACGGCACAAAAUUCUUUUUCAGAGGGCAGCGUAUCUGGGAAGCAGUUAUGGAUGAACUAUUACUGAAGGGGCUCAGACAUGCUAAACAGGCUUUUCUAACAGGAUGCUCUGCUGGUGGGUUAGCCACAUUCAUUCACUGUGAUGAUUUUCGUGCACUGCUGCCAAAAGAUUCUAGGGUUAAGUGUCUUUCGGAUGGUGGUUUUUUCCUUGAUGUAGAAGACAUUUCCAAGAGAAGGACCUUGCGGUCUUUCUACAGUGAUGUUGUCCGUCUUCAGGAUUUGAAGAGGAGGUUUUUGCACUGCAGUUCAAGCAUGGAGCCAGGCCAGUGCUUCUUUCCCCGCGAAGUUGUGAAAGACAUCAGGACAUCAGUAUUUGUUCUUAAUCCAGCAUAUGAUGCUUGGCAGGUACAACAUGUGUUGGCACCAGUAGCAUCGGACCCUCAACGUUCAUGGCUAGACUGUAGGCUGGAUAUUAGCAAGUGUAGUCCUAACCAACUUGAAAUUCUCCAAGGUUUUAGGAAAGAAUUGCAUGACGCUAUCGGAGAACUGAAGCAGAAAAAAGACUGGGGUAUUUUCAUUGACUCCUGCUUUAUACACUGUCAGUCGUUGAACUCUUUCACUUGGCACUCUCCAUCUUCUCCUAGAGUCAACAACAAGACCAUUGCAGAAGCAGUUGGAGACUGGUUCUUUGACAGGAGAGAGGUGAAGGAGCUAGACUGCGAGUACCCCUGCAACCCGACGUGCCACAACCUUGUUUUUGCUAAGCCCUUCAAGGGAUGAAGUUAUGACCUUGUGUGGUGUUGUAAAUUAGCAAAGCAAGCUUUUUCCAAAGCAACAUACUAGAGACCAAGUUUUCACGUUGGCCUUGACUCAUUAAAUUAUACUGUACCCGUCAACGUUAUUCUUCACUAACAAAAGUGCUUGACCCACUAUCAAUUGACGAGUCCAUCCAACCAGUGCCAUUUAUGUA
Molecule: messenger RNA, 1545 nt
Organism: Lolium perenne
Lineage: Eukaryota; Viridiplantae; Streptophyta; Magnoliopsida; Poales; Poaceae
Product: pectin acetylesterase 5
Molecular function (GO): hydrolase activity
Source: RefSeq, a predicted model, not a curated record